Molecule: messenger RNA, 1377 nt
Organism: Trichosporon asahii var. asahii CBS 2479
Lineage: Eukaryota; Fungi; Basidiomycota; Tremellomycetes; Trichosporonales; Trichosporonaceae
Exons: 1
Coding region: 1-1377 (458 amino acids)
Biological process (GO): proteolysis
Molecular function (GO): metalloaminopeptidase activity
Source: RefSeq, a predicted model, not a curated record
AUGGCGCCGGUCGCGGUUCCCAAAGUUGAGGACCUGUCCCUAGAGGACAGGGAGAAGCAGGAGGCUGCUGCCGAUGCUGCUCCCGCUCAGGCUGAGCCGAAACCUGACGAGAACGGCGAUGAGCACGACUCUGACGACGACGACGAGGCGGAGGGCGAGGGCGGAGAAGGAGCGUCUGGCGCGGCCAAGAAGAAGAAGAAGAAGAAAAAGCCCAAAAAGAAAAAGACGGCGGCGGUGCAGUCUGACCCACCGCGUGUGGGUCUCACCAAAAUCUUCCGGAGCGGCGUGUUCCCCGUCGGCGAGGAGGUCGAGUACAAGAACGACACGACGAGCCGCAUCACGUCCGAGGAGAUGCGCGAGAAGGAGCGUCUCGCGCAGGGCGACCCCAGCACGAACUACCAGAACAUCCGUCGUGCGGCCGAGGUGCACCGACAGGUGCGCCAGUAUGCGCGCAAGCACAUCCGGCCCGGCAUGAAGCUGAUUGACAUUGCCAACAUGAUCGAGGACGGCACGCGCGCGCUGGUCGAGGAGGACGGAUUCGAGAGCGGUAUCGGCUUCCCGACGGGACUGUCCAUCAACGAGUGCGCGGCGCACUACACGCCCAACCCGGGGGACACGAAGGAGCUCAAGCAGGGCGACAUCAUCAAGGUUGACUUUGGCGUGCACGUCAAGGGCCGUAUCGUGGACAGUGCGUUCACGCUCAACUUUGCCGACCCCGAGUGGGACACGCUGCUGCAGGCGGUCAACGAGGCGACCAAGACGGGCGUCGCCGAGGCGGGCGUCGACGUGCGGCUGUGCGACAUUGGCGAGGCGAUCCAGGAGGUCAUGGAGAGCUACGAGGUCGAGAUCGGCGGCAAGACGCUCCCCGUCAAGAGCAUCCGGAACCUGAACGGGCACAGCAUCACGCCCUACGUCAUCCACGGCGGCACGGCGACGAGCCACGGCAAGUCGGUCCCGAUCGUGAAGCAGUUUGGCGAGCACAAGGACACGACGCGCAUGGAGGAGGGCGAGUACUUUGCCAUUGAGACGUUUGGCUCCACGGGCCGCGGAAAGGUGUAUGAGGACGGCGUGUGCUCUCACUACGCGCUCUCCCCGCAGAUGCCGGAACACUACACGCUGCGCCACCAGAGUGCGAAGAACCUGCUCAAGAGCAUCAACAAGAACUUUGGCACCCUCCCCUGGUGCCGCAGGUACCUCGAGCACGUCGGGGAGAAGAACUACCUCCUCGGCCUCAACGAGCUCGUCCGCCAGGGCGUCGUCGCAGACUACCCGCCCCUCGUCGACCCCGAGCCCGGAUGCAUGACCGCGCAGAGCGAGCACACCAUCCUCCUCCGCCCGACGUGCAAGGAGAUUGUCUCCAAGGGCGACGACUACUAG